Messenger RNA from Chiloscyllium plagiosum (whitespotted bambooshark), 5367 nucleotides. The record is from RefSeq and is a predicted model, not a curated record. Lineage: Eukaryota; Metazoa; Chordata; Chondrichthyes; Orectolobiformes; Hemiscylliidae.
UAUUUUCAUUAAAACAAACAAGGCUGAGUGAGACCUGAUUGAGGUCGACAGUAACGAAGGGCAUAGAUAGAUAGGUAGGAACAUUUCCCCUUAGUAAAAGGGUUAAUAACUGAGGGACACAGUUGUAAGGUAAGUUGCAGGAGGUAUGGAGGCAACAUGAUUGUGGCGGCCAUCUGCAACUCACUAUCUAAAGGGUGGCACAGGUACAAUCCCUCACAACAUUUAAAAGUAUUUAUAUGAUCACCUUGAAAAGCCAUCAUUUACAAGGUCAAAUGCUGGGAAAUGCAGACUUGGUGGGCCGAAGGGCCUGUUCCCGUCAUAGUGAUGUUCUUUUAACUGUGUUGCGAUUUCAUAUUGUCCGGUUGAAUGGGAAUUGCUCUCCUCCCAACUCUCGGAUUUGACGCAGACCGCGACAACUUCGGUAGUAAUACACGGAGAUUAGAUUUCAUCCUCCCCCCAGCCAAAUACUUUUUUAAACUAACAAUGAUAUUUCAGCUGCCUUUUAGAAGGCAGGUGAUUCGUCAGCGGUCGGUGACUCACGGACUGGGGGUGUGAAUCUCCUUUUCCCGAGGAAAAUAGUUGGACGGGGAGUGACCGACGCGGUGGAGAUGGACUUCGACCUUGUCAUCCCGCAGCUCGGAGGUUUCGGCCGUUAUCAGAAGCGGCUGGUGGCCGUCGUCUGUCUCCCGAACUUGCUGCUGGCUUUCAGCUUCUUCAGCGAUGUCUUCCUCAGCCGGACCCCCAGCCACCACUGCCGGCCUGACCCGCAGCUCUUGCCCCUUGCCCUCAGAAACCUGUCGGGCUCUCUUCUUCUCAACUACAGCCUGCCACUGCGAAGCGGCAGCGAGCCUUUUCCCGCCAGUUGGAGCCGCUGCCGGUUGUACCGAUAUCCGUUAACGGUCGGCACGAGCCGGCCACUGCCCAACGGCACGGUCUCGUGCACCCGAGGCUGGCAGUUCCAGCCACGCGACAGUCUCGACAACAAUAUCGUUAGUCAGAACCAGCAGUCGCUAAACCUGCUGAGUUUCUCUAGUACGUGGAACUUGGUUUGUAAGAACUAUUGGAAGGUUCCACUGGAGCAAGUGAGCCACAAGAUUAGUUGGACUGUUGGAUAUUUAGCCCUAGGAUCUGUGGCUGACCGACUGGGCCGCCGAAAUACAUUCAUUCUCUCGCUAAUUCUAUCAAUUAUUCAGCAUAUUGGAGUUUCUAUCUCUGUGGAUUUCCUCAUGUUUGUUCUGUUCCAUAUGUUCAGUGGGUUAGCAUCAGCUGGACUCUUUUUGUCUAUAUACAUUGCAAGGUUGGAGAUGUGUGACCCACCACACCGACUGAUGAUCACAGUGAUUGCUGGAUCCUUUACAGUGGCUGGGGAGAUGUUGCUGCCAGGAUUAGUUAAGUUAUGCAGAGAUUGGAGAAUUUUGCAGACUGUUGUCACUGGCCCCUUCGUAUUACUACUCAUUUAUUGGUGCAUUCCAGCUUUGUUCCCAGAGUCUCCACGCUGGCUUCUUGCGACCAGACAGAUUCAGAAGUGUAAGCACAUCAUGCGAGAUAUCGCAGCUAGUAAUGGUGUCAAUGUGGAUGAUGAAUUAUACAACCCAAACAAUGUAUUUAAUGAGAUUGAUUUUUUAUUUGGAGAGUUUACAGAGUCUCGUAUUUACAGUUUCUGUGAUAUGGCCACUACUAAAGUCAUUUGGAAGAACAUCUUGAUACUGGGGUUCACCACGUUCAUUGGCAGUGGAAUUCAGCAUUGCUUUUCCCAAACCCUCACUGGCUAUAGCUCCAAUUUCUACUUGAGCUAUUUCGUCGCUGUCACUGCUGAAGGCGUGGCCCUCCUUUUUCUAUACUUUACCGUGAACAGGUUUGGCCGUCGUGGCAUUCUGCUACUGUCAACAAUCAUCACAGGCAUGUCAUCGCUGUUGUUGCUUGCUCUCUCACAGUACCUGCAUCAAAUUCUUCAACUGGCUCUUUCCGUCCUGGGUCUGUUCUCAGCUUAUGUUGUUGUUACACUGAGUAAUUUUUUUGCCAGUGAGGUUAUUCCAACCGUAAUUAGAGGUGCAGGCUUAGGUCUUGUUAUGGCAACAAGCUGCAUUGGAAAAGCAACAUCUCCGAUAAUGGAUCUCCAUAAUAAACAUGGCUUCUUUCUCCUGCAUGUUGUGUUUGCCUCUUUUGCUGUCCUCUCAGUGCUGUGCAUCAUGUUGCUUCCAGAAAGCAAGCGGAAGCCACUCCCAGAGUCUUUAAAAGAUGGUGAAAAUCAGAGACGCCCUCCAAUGUGUUUAUCACGAAACAAGGAUAGAGCUCCUCUGCUUCGUUCAUAUCAACAUAGGUGUUAUAAUCCAGAAAACUAUUCCAAGCUUGUAACUGCAACCAAGAAAAUACUGGUCCAUAAUGUCCAUUUUGAAUCACAAGAUCUUGUAAAUGAAAGUGUGAUUGAUGAGAUCAGAGAUUCAAUGUCUUAGCCAAUCCUUCAUGAUGGAUAUAAAAUUGUUUGCAUAUCCUCUACUAUUGCAUAUUUUGCACUACUGAAUAUGCCCAUUUAAGUAUUAGAACUUUUUGUAUUUUCUAAGUACUAAUUUGAGUUGUAUUUCUCAGCUACAAACAUUGACUGAACUCUGAGGAAGGCAAAUUCUCCAUUACUUCAUUUUUCUAAGGACUUUAUUUCUAUCACUUCAGAUUUGAAAGAAAUUUGUUGAAUAUACUUUUAGCAUGUGUACAGCUUCAGUGAGAUAAAUUAGGCUUGUCUUGUAUGUAUGUUGUCUUACAAAUAAUAUGUACAGUGUUGAUUAUUACACAUAGCCCAAUGACUCAAAUUAUAAUUAAACCUUUUUGAAUUAACUCAGCAUGAAAUAUUUCUGUAGUAUCCAUUCUCUUCAUUACCAUAUAAAUAACUUCGUCUGGGCUGAAACUAUGUUUUGAAUUUAUUCUGAUUCACGGAGGUUAAAUUCCUUGCUCUCAUUUUUCUAUAUUAGAAUUUAUUGAUCAAACCCUUGUAUGGAUGGUGUUACUCAAUCUGGGUAAUUGAUGUUUGCUAACAAAGACCAAUAGAGCAGUAAACUUUGAGGAUUAACAUUCAUUGUUAAUUAUGACAUAUGUUUGCUGUUAUCCAAUCUAAAGUUUACAUUUUGUAAGACAAUCUAGCAGAAAGCUUGAGGCAAAGUCAGAGGAUUUGAUUUUUUUUUCUCUCUUUAUAAGGUGGGAUUUGGUGACUAUUGAACCACAGACAACAAGUAUACUUCGAAGUUUAGUUCUAAAUCAGUUGCCAAAUCCCUAAUGCUUUUUCUUUUUUUUUAAUACAAGAAACUUUGACUUUUUUAAACCAAGCAUUUAAGAAAUAAUUCCUUGGACUUUAACCCUAUUAUUCUCAAAAUUGUGACAUGGUGAUCAUUUGUGUACGAUUCUAUCCACACUUUCAUUCAAAUUUGGAAGUUAAUAAGGAGAGAAGUGAUUUGAUUAUUUAAAUUUGAACAGAGGUAGUAGCUAAAUUAAGUUCUCUUAAAUCUGUUCAUGGAAUGUGAGCAUUGCUGCCAAGGCAAGCCUUUAUAGUCCUUGUGAAGGUGGUGAUAUUUAUAAGUCACCAUCUGACAGAGCUGGUAUCCUGACAGGGGUAGUAUGGUAGCUCAGUGGUUAGCUCUGCUGCCUCAAACCACCAGUGACCUGGGUUCAAUUCCAGUCUCUGGCACCUGUCUCUUUGUGGAGUUUGCACUUUUUCCCCGUGGCUCUGUGGGUUUCUGCUCCGGUUUCCUCCCAUAGUCUGAAGAUGUGCAAAUUUGGUGGAUUGGCCAUACUAAAUUACACAUAGUGUUCAGGGAUGCAUAGAUUAGGUGCGUUAGCCAUAGGAACUACAGGGUUAGGGGAAAAGGUAGGGGGAUGGGUCUGAGUAGGAUACACGUUGGAGGUUUGGUGUGGAUUUGUUGGGCUAAAUGGCCUGUUUUUACACUCUGGGGCUUCUAAAUAUUCUAGUUUCAAACCUGGGGCUGAUUUUUCCAACCGAAACAAUGUGAAUCACAUGAUGUUUGCUGUGGCAAAGGCAAUAUUGGCCUACAAAAUUAGUUCCAGUCCAGAUUUGGGGUAGGUAAAUGCUGAGGCAGGCUAGUUAAUAGGCCAGCCGUAGUUCCGUAGAAUUUGUUCCAAGUUAUUUAAAGUUGUUGGGUUGUUUGCCUAUUUACCUUGUAUGUGAAAUCAAUGACCAGUUUAAUAACACAUUUUCUAAUCACUCUGUUCAGAGAUGUUAUUACACUCCUCUGGAACAGCUGGGACUUGAACCUGGGACCUCCUGCUCAAAGAUAGUGACACUACCAAUGUGCCACAUGAGUCAGCUGUCUAAUAACACUAAUGAACCCUAAAAUGAUGAUAUGAAGAAAAAUUACCCAUUUUGAAAAUAUGCUAUUUUUUCUGCCAACCCUAUAAAAAUGUUAAUUAGAUGUGCCUAAACAAGCUUUCCACUACUUCACAAGUUGUCUUGUUCAAAUAAAGAUAUGAUUGCUAAAACAGAACAAAGAACAAAUUAUUAGAUCCUGAUAAAAGAUGACCUUUUAAUGGCCAACUUGGCAAGCUCGUGAGCUCUGCUGACUUGCCUCUAUGCGCUGGAUGGCCAAAGAUCAGGAGCAUGGGGCUGUGCAACUAAAAACACAACAAAAGAUAUUUCAAAUGAUUAAAAAGGUUUUGCAAUUGCCCAGAACUAAUAUAUGUGGUCCACAAACUCCACAACGUCACGAAGUGAACAGCUGGGUUGGGAGUCCAUGAACCACCACAAUGUGUGACGACAUGGCACUGCUGCAUGAAAUACCCCACCCCACCAUGAUCCUGUUGGAAAUUGGGAAAGUGGGUGGUAAGAAAGCAUGCCACGCUAUGUCCAGGCAGUGGAUCAAGGAGUAGAAGUGCCUUCAUAAAUUAUCAAUAAUGUGUACUGAGUGCUCCAAAUUUCUACAAACCAUUCAAGAUAACAAUUACUGGUAUAUUAUUGCAAGAGGGUGAUUAAGCUAUCACAGUCAAUUAUUUUGGAAACAAUUAUAUAAUUGUCAGAGAAAGUACUCCACAAAUGGAAUAGAAGUAUUAAACCUUGUUUCAACGCUUCAAUGUUUUGAAAUAAACAUUUUCAGAAAAUACAAUAUAUGUAAAUUAUUUUGACUGGUCUUUUUUGGAAAAAAAUUACAUCAAGCAUCUCUGUUUGCUUCACUAGAGUCUAUUGCUGUAAUCAUUUACUUUAAAAAUUGUUCCCUUUCAGGAAGGAAUAAUAUAAUUGUGAACAUUUUUUCUAGAGUUUGAUUUAAGUAUCAUAUUGCUGCAUAAAGAACAUGUAAAAAUUUAAAUGCUGUCAUCCUUUGAUCAAGUUACUGAGAAUGUCAGAAGUUGGACAUUUUGAAUUUUAAUUAA